This is a messenger RNA of Micromonas commoda, 1106 nucleotides long. RefSeq lists its product with no specific name. The annotation marks the transcript as partial. The record is from RefSeq and is a predicted model, not a curated record. Gene Ontology annotation, molecular function: molybdenum ion binding; oxidoreductase activity; molybdopterin cofactor binding. Lineage: Eukaryota; Viridiplantae; Chlorophyta; Mamiellophyceae; Mamiellales; Mamiellaceae. The transcript has a single exon.
GAUGCCAAGACCCCCGACGCCUGGGUCCAGCGCCACCCGUCCCUCAUCCGCCUCACGGGCAAGCACCCCUUCAACGUCGAGGCUCCCCCCGCGGAGAUCUACGACUACGGCUUCAUCUCUCCCGUCAACCUGCACAUCGUCCGCAACCACGGCGCCGUGCCCAAGCUCGACUGGGACACCCAUCGCAUCGAAAUCUCCGGCAACGUCCCAAACCCCUACUCCAUCGGCAUGGACGAGCUCACGCAGAUGCCGUCCGAUUGCUUCCCGUGCCUCGUGGUGUGCGCGGGUAACCGCCGCAAGGAGCAGAACAUGAUCAAGAAGUCCAUCGGCUUCAACUGGGGCCCCGCCGCCGUCGGUAACACCUACUGGAAGGGCGUCCCGCUCAGGAUCAUCCUCAACCGCGCGGGCAUCUACAAGCCCGGUCCCGGCCGCAGGUUCGUGUGCCUCGCCGGUCCCGAGGGCGAGCUCCCGAAAUCGUACGACGGUCAGGAUGGCGGCCCGGGCUCCUACGGCACCUCCAUCGACAUGGAGACCGCGCUGGACCCGACCUGCGACGUCAUCGUCGCCUACGAGCAGAACGGCGACAGGCUUCACCCCGACCACGGCUACCCGUGCCGCGUUCUCAUCCCCGGCUACAUCGGCGGCCGCAUGAUCAAGUUUUUGUGCAAGAUCAUCGUCACCGACGAGGAGUCCAAGAACUUCUAUCACUUCAACGACAACCGCGUGCUCCCCGUGGGCGUCGACGCGGAGAAGGCGACUGCCGAGGGCUGGUGGUUCAAGCCCGAGUACAUCAUCAACAACCUCAACAUCAACGGCGCCAUCAUCCACCCGCAGCACGAGGAGACCCUCCACGCGCCCAUGAAGAAGUACACCAUCAAGGGCUACGCCUACUCCGGCGGCGGCCGCAAGGUGAUCCGCGCCGAGGUCUCCUUCGACCAGGGCCAGUCCUGGAAGCUCGCCAACAUCAACGUGCGCGAGAAGCCCCGCUGGGCGGCCGGGUCCUCGGGCGACAAGGCCAAGCACUGGUGCUGGUGCCACUGGGAGAUCGAGGUGGACGCCGACGAGAUUCGCGGCGCCAACGAGAUCUGCUUCCGCGCCUUCGACCA